AUGAGCCAGCCCCCGGCGACUGCGCAGACAACCGCCAGACCAGACCAGGCCACCAGACAGCACCCUACACCACCAGGUAACGAUAACGUCAUUCGAGUUUCGACAUACAUAGACCGCUUGAUAGAGCCAAACCGCCCCGGCCUACGUCCGACCAUGAUAAAGUCGUUCGGCUCAAUCUACGCUGGACCCGCUCAGCAUUACGCUGCGCACGGUAAUCUGAACGUCAAAGUUGGAAACCCAGCUACCGUCCAUCUUCCCAUCCUCACCUUCCAAACGCUCUACACACAUAUGUUCACAAAUGAGCCCGGUCUCCACGUCAAUGCAAUGUUACCUUUCGAUACAUGCAUGACCCGGGGAUCAGACGAAACUGUCACAGCAUUUGUCCCUCAGCUCGACCUGUAUGGGAUCGCGGUCGCAGACACGGUCAGGCAUCGAGAGACCCGUGACAAUCUUCCCGCUCGGGCGGAUGGGUGCAUCGAGAGCUCACCCACGUAUCCAACUUUACCCCAUGCACCAUUUGGAUGGAAGCUCCCACCACACAUCUGGAUCCCCCGCAGGCAGCUGGUCGGUUUUGGAGUCACAGUGGCGUACAAGGUUUACCUUAAGAAAGCGAGAAAUGGAUCACAGGCAUUCCAGGAGGCAUCCGAACCUCAAGUUCACCUGAAGCCAAGAAAGCCUUGGUUGCCCUGCAGAUCAGUAGACGGUGGCAUGACGCUGCAAGGAACUCUGGUCUCGUGGCAGCUGGAAAUGGUGCAAGAAUCGAUCGUGACGAUAAUGGCCAUGAUUCUAUCCUCCUGA
Coniophora puteana RWD-64-598 SS2 is the source of this 798-nucleotide messenger RNA. RefSeq lists its product as uncharacterized. NCBI's taxonomy places the organism in Eukaryota, Fungi, Basidiomycota, Agaricomycetes, Boletales, Coniophoraceae. The transcript has 6 exons. The record is from RefSeq and is a predicted model, not a curated record. The coding region runs from base 1 to 798 and encodes 265 amino acids.